This is a messenger RNA of Cryptomeria japonica (Japanese cedar), 2561 nucleotides long. Its product is annotated as long-chain-fatty-acid--[acyl-carrier-protein] ligase AEE15, chloroplastic. Gene Ontology annotation, biological process: fatty acid elongation. NCBI's taxonomy places the organism in Eukaryota, Viridiplantae, Streptophyta, Pinopsida, Cupressales, Cupressaceae. The record is from RefSeq and is a predicted model, not a curated record. Gene Ontology annotation, cellular component: chloroplast. The transcript is spliced from 19 exons. Gene Ontology annotation, molecular function: long-chain fatty acid [acyl-carrier-protein] ligase activity. Bases 163 to 2418 code for a protein of 751 amino acids.
AAUGGACAGUAAAAACCUAAUGCCACUCACGUAAACAUUUUUGACGAUUAGGAUGGUUCUUCCUUCAAUAAAAGCUGUAUAACUAAUUUAACAUCUCAUCUUUGAAUCUGCAACAUGCCUGACAAAUUAUCCCAAUGAAGCCUUGUUCGCCAUUUUCAGGGGAUGUUCGUUAUUUUUAGCACAAGCUUUGGAUUCAGAGGUUCAGCUAUGUCAAUUUCAUUGCCUGCAUAUGGCUUUGUGAAUGGUGGUGCUAGGUUUAGCACUGUCAAACAUGAAAGAAUUUGCAGGCCUUUUGCUUUUGGUGAAGGAAAAAUACGGGACAAGUUUUUCCCAUCGAGUUAUCGGAGGUCUAUAUUGCGGACCAAUCGAAAUUUCCGGAUUUAUUGCGUAAUUGAGGCAGGACAGAAGGUUUUUGAAUUCAGAAAAUGUGCCCCACUUCUUGAGAGCACAUUUUUAGAGCAAAAUGAAGUUUCAGACUCAACUGAAUGGAAGGCUGUUCCAGAUAUUUGGAGGACAUCAGCAGAGCAACAUGGUGAUCGAAUCGCUGUGGCAGAUUACUAUCAUGAUCCACCUUCCCAGAUGACUUACAAACAGCUCGAACAGGCAAUCUUGGAUUUUGCAGAAGGGUUGCGUGUUAUUGGCAUUUGUCCAGAUCAAAAGAUUGCCCUUUUUGCAGACAAUUCCUGCCACUGGUUGGUAGCUGAUCAAGGCAUUAUGGCAUCUGGAGCAAUAAAUGUCGUUCGUGGUUCCCGAUCAUCAAUGGAGGAACUAUUGCAAAUAUACAAUCAUUCUGACAGUGUUGCGCUUAUUGUGGAUAAUCCGAGUCUACUGAAUAAUCUUGCACCGAAGUUCAACUCCUACACAAACUUAAAGUUUGUUGUUGUCCUAUGGGGUGAGAAAUCAAUGGUUGACUCAAAUGUUGGAAAUACAAUAGCUCUCUACAGCUAUGAUGAAUUCAGUCAUAUGGGUCAUGAAAGCCGGAAGCGUUUGCUUGCAAACACAUCAGGUCAUUGCUUCAGAUACGAGGCCAUCAAAUCAGAUGAUGUUGCAACACUGGUGUAUACAAGUGGAACAACUGGGACUCCAAAAGGCGUCAUGCUUACACAUAAAAAUUUGCUGCAUCAGAUUAUGCAUCUAGGUGAGAUAGUGCCUGCCAUUCCUGGAGACAGAUUUCUUAGUCUUCUUCCACCAUGGCAUAUGUAUGAGCGUGCAGCAGAAUAUUUUACAUUCACUCGUGGGGUUGAGCAAGUAUACACUAAUGUGAAGAACUUGAAGGAGGAUCUGAAGCGCUAUCAAACAAACUAUCUGGUUUCAGUGCCACUCGUUUACGAUAUACUUUAUAGUGGAAUUCAGAAGCAACUUUCUUCAAGUUCAAAUGCAAAAAAACUUGUAGCACUAACCUUAAUAAACAUCAGCAUGUUUUAUAUGGAGUUCAAGAGGAUAUACGAGGGAAAAUCUUUAGCAAGGACAAGACACAAACAAUCAUUAUCAUUUGCUAUAUCAGAGUGGAUUUUCACUAGAAUUCUUGCAGCAUUAUUAUGGCCAUUCCACUUAUUAGGAAAGAAGCUUGUCUACAGCAAGAUUCAUUCCGCACUUGGAAUAAAUAAGUCUGGCAUAAGUGGUGGCGGAAGCCUUCCUUCCCAUGUUGACCGAUUUUUUGAGGCAAUCGGCAUAACCCUGCUUAAUGGAUAUGGUCUAACAGAGUCAUCUCCUGUUAUUUGUGCACGCCCAAAAGAAUGUAAUGUUCUUGGGACAGUUGGUAGAGCUCUUCCUGCUACUGAGGUGGAAGUUUUUGACUCAGAAACUGGAAACAAGCUUCCAGCAGGGUCAAAGGGUAUUGUCAAAGUUCGAGGUCCUCAAAUCAUGAAAGGAUAUUACAAGAAUCUGUUAGCAACAAAUAAAGCUAUAGAUAAAGAUGGCUGGCUUGACACGGGUGACAUAGGAUGGAUUGUGCCCCAGUCAUCAAUAGGUGCUGGUCGUAAUUGUGGAGGAAUGCUUGUUCUUGAAGGUCGUGCAAAAGAUACCAUUGUACUUUCUUCAGGUGAAAAUGUAGAACCAGAAGAAAUUGAAGAAGCUGCAAUGCAGAGUAACGUGAUCCAUCAAAUUGUUGUUGUUGGGCAGGACCAGCGCCGGCUUGGUGCUUUAAUAGUUCCAAACAAAGAAGAGCUGGACUUGGCAGCAAAAAGUUUGAUGAAAUCAAAGGAUAUUGCAUCAGAACCAACCAUUGUAGUCCUGAAUGAUUUGAUUCGGCAGGAACUAAAUAAAUAUACGUCAAGCUGCUCAUUUCAAAUAGGACCGUUUUUGCUGCUGGAGGAACCUUUCACGAUAGAGAAUGGUUUACUUACGCCAACCCUGAAAAUUCGGAGAGAUAUUGUAUUCACUCGGUUUCAUGAUCAAAUUGUUAGUCUAUUUAAAUAGAUCAAAGUAGAAUGAUGAAAUCAUGUAAUCAAUUUGAAUGUUUUUGUUGCAUAGAUAUUUAAUUAUCUCCUGGGCACAUUUUUUUCUAUAGAAAUAUUUACUCAGCUAAUGCAUAAAAAUAAGAUUUAAGACCUUUCCCACUA